AUGAAUAUUGGUCACCAUUUCUACGCUGAUGACACUCAGUUACUUGAUUCCUUCCUGCCUCAGAACGCCCACACUGCUGUCUCUCAUAUGGGUAUCUGCACCCGCAACAUUCAGUGUUGGAUGAACACAAACAUGUUGAAAAUAAACACAGACAAGACAGAAGCCAUGUUGAUUGGUACACGUGAUAAGCGGAACAAGGCAAAUGUUUCAUCUCUUAGUGUUGGACAGUCCCAGGUUCUUUUCACUGACUGUGUUAGAAAUCUGGGAGUUAUCCUGGACAAUGACCUGUCAAUGGAUCAGCACAUCACUAUGACCUGCAGAGCUUGUCACUAUCAUCUCCGGAACAUCGGCAACAUCCGGCACCUGCUGUCUACUGAUACUGCCCAUAUGCUUGUCAGGAGUUUAGUGUUAUCCAAGCUGGACUACUGUAAUAGUCUUUUAUGUAACAUCACCAAUGAACAAAUGUCCAGGCUUCAGCGCAUUCAGAAUUCUGCCGCAAGGAUAGUUACACGAUCAAAGAAAUCUGUGCACAUCACGCCCAUACUGAUGAAACUGCACUGGCUACCUGUUGAUGCACGUGUUCAGUAUAAAGUGCUUGCACUGGCUUAUCAGUGUUAUCACCAAUCAGCGCCUUCCUACCUGUCUGAACUCACACAAGUCUACCACCCAUCUAGAGUCCUCCGAUCUGCCCAACAACAUCUCUUCUCUGUUCCAACCCCACGUCUGAGACGAUUUGGUCAGAGAUCAUUUACUUACAAUGCCACCACUCUCUGGAAUAAACUCCCAGAUUAUCUUAAAGGAAUCCCUACUCUGCAAAUGUUCAAAGACAGUCUCAAAACAUUUCUCUUCACUCAGUUCUAUAGACUCUAA
Messenger RNA from Haliotis rubra (blacklip abalone), 870 nucleotides. RefSeq lists its product as uncharacterized. The transcript has a single exon. The record is from RefSeq and is a predicted model, not a curated record. NCBI's taxonomy places the organism in Eukaryota, Metazoa, Mollusca, Gastropoda, Lepetellida, Haliotidae. The coding region runs from base 1 to 870 and encodes 289 amino acids.